This is a messenger RNA of Nerophis lumbriciformis (worm pipefish), 6303 nucleotides long. Lineage: Eukaryota; Metazoa; Chordata; Actinopteri; Syngnathiformes; Syngnathidae. The record is from RefSeq and is a predicted model, not a curated record.
AUGACUUCGUGCUUUGUGCCCAACGGGGCCAGUUUGGAGGACUGCCACUCCAACCUCUUCUGCCUGGCUGAUUUGACUGGGAUAAAAUGGCGACGCUUUGUGUGGGAAGGGCCCACCUCGUCGCCCAUCCUCUUCCCCGUGACCGAGGAGGACCCCAUCUUGUGCAGUUUCAGCCGGUGCAUGGCUGCCGAUGUGCUGAGCGUGUGGAGGCGGCAUCACACGCCGGGUCGCCGGGAGCUCUGGCUCUUUUGGUGGGGUGAUGACCCCAGCUUCGCCGAACUCAUCCACAACGAGCUUUCGAGCGAAGAGGUUGGCGAAUGGGAGAGUGGCCUGUCCUACGAGUGCCGCACACUCCUUUUCAAAGCCAUCCACAACCUGCUGGAGCGCUGCCUCAUGAACCGCGGCUUUGUACGCAUCGGCAAGUGGUUCGUGAAGCCCUAUCAGAAGGACGAGAAAGUCAUCAACAAAAGCGAGCACCUGUCCUGCGCGUUCACAUUCUUUGUGCACGGUGAUAGUAAUGUGUGCACCAGCGUAGAAAUUGCGCAGCACCAGCCUCUGCAGCGAUUAAGUGAAGAGCACCUGAGCCUCGCCCAGCAAAGCUCCAGCCCAUUGCAAGUCAUCUUGAGCCCCUAUGGCUUAAACGGAACUCUUACGGGCCAGGGCUUCAAGAUGUCGGACCACCCGACUCAGAAGCUCAUCGAAGAGUGGAGGCAGUUCUAUCCCAUCAGCCCCAAUCCCAAAGAGGUCCAGGAGGAAAAGAUGGAGGACGGUGAUUGGGAGGAUGACUCCUUAGCAGCAGUGGAGGUCCUCGUUGCUGGGGUGAGGAUGGUGUAUCCUUCCUGUCUGGUACUUCUACCCCUCACGGACCUCCCCACGGUCAUCCCUCAAGGCGCAUCAAACACCUCAGGAAACAUGUGCGGCACUCAGUCAGGCCAGGCCGCCCACAGAGAUCCCGCCAUGUCCUCUGUCACGCUUACGCCACCGACGUCACCAGAGGAAGCUCAGACUGACUAUCAGCCAGCACAGAGAUGGCAUAAAUUGUCUUCUGCGUCCGACGGCUACAAUUCCAACAAUACUCUUCAUGGGGGAAAAAUUCCCCGCAGGCUGGCCAGCCACAUGGUGGAGUCCGUUUGGCAGGAGUGUAACAUAAACCGCACAGGGAACAAGAGGAAGUUUACAACCUUGACCAAUGGGACAUGUGAGGAGGACGGAGGUAAAACUGCGCUGUGGGAUUUUGUUGAGCCCGUCCACCGGCCACAUUGCAAUUGUUCCAGACAUAAAAGUCAAAAGCAGCGGCCCAACAACACUUCGGGACACCCUCCGUCGUCAGGCCAGCCCACCCCACCGGCCCCUAAGCACAAGCUGGCCGAGAAGCUGGAAAAGGUCGAGAAGCAGCAGAAGAGGCCACAAACACCCUUUCACCAUCGCAACUCUGUGAGCGACGAACAGCCACUGGAGCCUCAGACUCAGAGGCUUUGUUUGCGAGCGCAGGAAGAGGGCUCAUACCCCAGCCUGCAUCAUAUGGACACCACGGCGCCCCCCAAAGCACCCACGCUCCACACCCAUGGCCCCCCGGCCGACUUAGUCGGCUCGCCGCCACCCCCGCCUCUCAGCCCACACCCUUGCGAUCAUGCUGAGGGCAACAUGACUCCAAGUGGCAUGAAGAACUCCACACCCAUUCACCAGCCUUUCUAUCCCCCUUCAGUGGAACCUUGUUUGGUGCCACAAAAGAGCUCGUCUGAGGAGCCCCCUCCUGAAAAUAUGCCCUUACCUCUGCCUUUCCCCCCACCUUUUAAUGAAACCUUGGAGCCCACUGUCUUCAUCGGUUCUGCUGUCAACCCCAAUGAAGAUUCCGGACACAACCCCUGGAAGUAUUUUAACUUGCCGAAGAAGAAGGCUGCCGUCUUUCACACGCCUCUCCUACCGAUUGACAAAGUACGAGAUGACUCUGGAAGCGCCGCUGGCGUAGAAAGCGUUGUGUCUGUUACAGAGUUGAUGGCAGGCUCCAUGAAGCCUCUGAAAGUUUCCAGGGACCUUGUGAAGACCUACGCCCAGAGGAGGAACACGUACCUCUCUUGCGCCACUGUGGACGGUGACCACAGCGAGGAGCCAGACCCUUAUGCCUUUGUCGAGGGGGACGAAGAGUUCAGUUUCACGGAAAAGAGGGACAAGUCUGGAGCUGAGAGGGACGGAUGCAAAAAACACAAGCUGGAUGAUGGUUCAGGAGCUUCAGCUGAUGGUAAGUGACCACCAGGUAGUAAACCAGCCGCCUCAACCAGCCUCAUCCACGAGAACGAUUUGGCAGUGUCCUACAGUGAUUUGGAUAAAAUUUUCAAUUCGGAUGAAGAUGAGCUAACGCCUGGAGCCAAAAGAGCUGGAGCAGGUGUAGAUGACAAGUUACUCUCCAAAGAAACAAAACCCACCUCUUUGGACCCCUUGUCAUGUAUAAGCACGGCAGAUCUGCACAAGAUGUUUCCCACCCCUCCCUCUCUUGAGCAACAGGGUUACUCCCCCAUGAACUCAGGGAGCAAGGACAGCUUGGAAGCGGGGGCAGGUCUCACCUCACUGGAUGGGAGCCAGCUUAACAACAACUUCAAGAUGGAAGUGGAGGAGGGAUUCUGCAGCCCCAAGCCCUCUGAAGUAAAGGACUUUUCCUUCGUGUACAAGCCAGAGACAAGUCAGCCGUUCAUCGGUUGCUCCAUGUACGCCCCCCUGAAGACUCUGCCCAGUCAGUAUCUGUUGCCGAUCAAACUGCCGGAGCACAAAUGUGUGUAUAUGCGCAACUGGAACAUUGGCAAAAUGGAGCUGAUGCCACCGGUGGCGACUAAAGAUGGGGAGAACCGUAGUGUGGAGCCUGAGGACAUCCAAAGCCACACCCCUCAGACCCACACACCUGUGAUGUCCAGCAGCGCUCCUCCCAGCAACAGCGGCACGGGCAUCCUCCCUUCCCCGGCCACACCCCGCUUUUCUGUACCCACACCUCGCACUCCGCGAACGCCCCGGACACCCCGCGGACCCUCCAGCGUCCAGGGCUCGCUCAAGUAUGACAACUCGGACCUCUACUCCCCCGCCUCCACUUCUUCCACCUGCCGGCCACUCAGCUCCGUGGAGCCGGCCACUGUUCCCUCCAUACCGGAGGCCCAUAGCCUUUACGUCACGCUCAUCCUCUCAGAGUCUGUUAUGAACCUCUUCAAAGACUGCAACUUUGACAGCUGCUGCGUGUGUGUCUGCAACAUGAACAUCCGCGGGGCUGACGUGGGCGUGUACCUGAAGGAUAACGGGGAGGCCCAGUACCCGUGCACGUGCGGCUUCAGCGCCGUAGCAAAUCGCCGCUUUGGCCAGUCAGCCGGGCUCUUUCUGGAGGACGAGCUGGACGUGGUCGGGCGUGGCUCGGACGCCAGUCGCGACACGGAGCGCUGCUUCGAAGAGCAGCGGGCAUCUGCGAAACACAAGUCCUGCAGUCUGAAGGAGAAACCACCGGAUGAGCUCAUUCUACUGUUACAGGACCAGUGCACCAACCCAUUUGCCCCGAUGGCGGGCGUGGAGUACCCCAAAUUGAGCUCUGCCCCCAGCUCUUUUGUAAGGGUGGAGGAGAGAGACUGUUAUAAUGACUGCUACAUGGCACUGGAGCACGGCAGGCAAUUCAUGGAUAACAUGUCAGGAGGCAAAGUGGAUGAAACACUAGUGAAAAGCACCUGUCUUCAUCAGUGGCCAAAAUGCAAAUCAGCGGAUAUGAACAAGCUGUUCUCUCAGGAUGUACUGCGGGUGCUGUUGUCCCUUCAGCCUGUCUUGCAGGAUGCCAUUCAAAAGAAGAGGAGUGUGCGUUCGUGGGGGGUGCAGGGACCCCUGACCUGGCAGCAAUUCCACAAGAUGGCCGGGAGAGGGUCUUAUGGUACAGAUGAGUCUCCUGAGCCACUGCCUAUCCCUACAUUUCUGGUGGGCUAUGAGUACGAUUUUGUGGUACUGUCCCCAUUUGGCUUGCCCUACUGGGAAAAGCUCCUCCUGGACCCCUUUGGCUCCCAGAGGAAUGUCGGGUUUGUCGUCAUCUGCCCAGAAAGUGAAACGCUCAUCAACCGCGCUAAAACCUUCUUCAAAGAUUUGAGCGCCAUGUAUGAGGCUUGUCAGCUGGGGCAGCACAGACCCAUCUGCAAAAGCUACACCGACGGCAUCCUGAAGGUGGGCAGCACGGAAGGCAGGAGCAUGGCCGAGCAGCCUCUGAGUGACUGGUUCCUCAAGAUGGCCGCCAGAGACGCCAACAACGAGGCCUUUAUUAAACUUAGACUCUUUGCUCAAGUUUGCCGCUACGAUCUAGCUCCCUACUUGUCAGAGCAAUCUCUGGACAGCUCGCUCCUCUCACAGCGCAACCCAGGUUCAACAUCUUCACAGAACUCUGCCUCUUCCAGCACCACUUCAGGACACCCGAGCACCACCAUCAACAGCACGGCUCAGCCGCCCAAUCCCCCUGGCCCCCAGGCCAUGGCCGGGUUGGUGACGUCCAAGCCGGGGGCCUACCCCCAGUUUGGUGCCGGUGGGUUGCAGGGUAGCGCGGUGCAUAAUGGCCCCCAGUCGAACCAGCAAGGCCAGAAUGCAGAAAAUGCUGCUGCUGCUGCUGCUGCUGCUCAGAGCUCGACUGAGGCACCAGAGAGCACAAUGGACAGAGACAAAGUGGGCAAGCCAACAGACGGCGAGUCCCAUGCCAUCUCCUACCCGCCUGCCAUCGUAGUGUACAUCGUGGACCCGUUCAGCUACACGGAAGUCGACCGCGAGGUCAACUCUAGCGCCUACACGUUAGGCCUCUUGCGCUGCUACAUGGAGAUGCUUCAGUUCCUUCCCGCUCGCAUCAGAAACGCCGUCUCGGUGCAGAUCGUUCCAUGCCAGUACCUCCUGCAGCCAGUACACAGUGGUGAGCGGCACCUGUAUGGCCAGCACCUCAAAUCGCUCGCCUUCUCUGUCUUCACGCAAUGUCGGCGGCCCCUGCCCAACUCCACCAACUUUAAGGCUCUGACAGGCUUUGGUCCUGGCCUUGCCAUCGAUAUGGCGCUCAAGAACCCGGAGAGGCCAGAGUGUCUCCGUCUGUACACCCCUCCCUUUAUUCUGGCGCCGGUGAAGGACAAGCAGACUGAGUUAGGCGAGACGUUUGGGGAGGCGUCGCAAAAGUACAACAUCCUCUUUGUGGGCUACUGCCUGUCUCACGACCAGCGCUGGCUGCUGGCCUCCUGCACAGAUCAGCACGGCGAGCUGCUGGAGAGCUGCAUUAUCAGCAUCGACGUGCCCAACAGGGCUCGCAGGAAAAUGGGCUCCGCCCGGCAACUGGGUCUACAAAAGCUUUGGGAUUGGUGUCUGGGCCUGGUGCAGGUGACGUCCCUGCCAUGGAGGGUCGUAAUUGGUCGCCUGGGGAGGAUGGGUCACGGUGAACUGAGAGAUUGGAGUAUUCUGCUGAGCAGAAGGAACCUUCAGUCCCUCAGCAAGCGUCUCAAGGAGACGUGCCGCAUGUGCGGCAUCUCUGCCGCAGACACUCCUAGCAUCCUUAGCGCCUGCUUGGUCGCCAUGGAGCCCCAGGGCUCCUUCGUAGUCAUGCCAGAUUCGGUGUCGACGGGCUCCGUAUUUGGCCGCAGCACUACGCUCAACAUGCAGACAUCCCAGCUGAGCACACCGCAGGACACGUCGUGCACGCACAUUCUAGUGUUCCCCACCUCUGCUAUGGUGCAAGUCAACACCAACACGUCAGAACCCAUUGACAUCAACUUCAACCCGAUCAACCCAGAUGGCUCUGACGGAAUGAAUAUCCUGGACUUGUUCGACAAUGUGGACCCGGACAUCAUCAGUAUCCUGCCUAACUUGCCCACCACCUCCCCUGUUCACUCGCCUGGCUCGCACUACCACCAAGGCGGCGACGGGAUCAAGGGUCAGAGCACGGAUCGCAUGGAGUCACACGAGGAGGCAUUGAACAUCCUGCAGCAGCCGAUGGCGCUAGGCUACUUUGUGUCCACCGCCAAGGCCGGCCCGCUUCCAGACUGGUUCUGGUCAGCCUGUCCUCAAGCUCAGAACCAGUGUCCUCUCUUCCUCAAGGCUUCUCUGCACCUGCACGUGUCGUCUGUCCAGUCCGACGAGCUUCUGCACAGUAGACACUCCCACCCCCUCGACUCCAACCACACCUCCGAUGUCCUCAGAUUUGUCCUGGAGCAGUACAACGCCCUCUCCUGGCUGACGUGCGACCCUGCAACCCAGGAUCGCCGCUCCUGUCUGCCCGUUCACUUCGUGGUGCUGACGCAAAUGUACAACUUCAUCAUGAACAUGCUCUGA